Molecule: messenger RNA, 543 nt
Organism: Caenorhabditis bovis
Lineage: Eukaryota; Metazoa; Nematoda; Chromadorea; Rhabditida; Rhabditidae
Source: the annotation of a GenBank genome assembly
AUGUCGGUUUAUCCUCCGUCGCCGGCGAUGAUAUAUAAUGGCACACCGGACAAACGGAAGACGAAACGACCGCCGAAUGUCGGGUCAAGAGAACUGUCGAAUCAGGAGAACGAGAUGUUUUUCCAAUUAAUCGGGCCCGACGCGGUUUCGCUGACCGCCGCCAUCGUGCAACUCCUGAAAUCGGAUCGUGGUUCGUGGCAGAUCGAGUUGCCGCAUGGUGUGAUAUCGCUAGUCAAAGAUUACGCGCACCGCGCCUACUUCAUUCGCAUAUUCGACAUUCUUGAAGAGCAAAUGGUCUACGAGUUCAAAUUGUAUAAAGGAUUUCAAGCAAAAUCAUUUCCUUCUUGCUCGAAACUAUUGGCGUACCAGCCGGAUCAGUAUGGCGAUGGACCGAUUGUGGGUUUGAAUUUCUACAGUGCUGCAGAAGCCGCGGAGUUUAAGGAGCACUUGGAUCGUCGUCAUGCGCAGGAGAAGAAGUCGUCGUCGGAUCGAAAUCAUCCCCAGAUUCCUUUAGCUCUCCCUGCGGCGUUGCAGCAGAAUUGA